This is a messenger RNA of Charadrius vociferus (killdeer), 1449 nucleotides long. It is a transcript of the gene MEGF9, whose product is annotated as multiple EGF-like-domains 9. Gene Ontology annotation, biological process: axon guidance. NCBI's taxonomy places the organism in Eukaryota, Metazoa, Chordata, Aves, Charadriiformes, Charadriidae. Bases 1 to 1344 code for a protein of 447 amino acids. Gene Ontology annotation, cellular component: basement membrane. The record is from RefSeq and is a predicted model, not a curated record. The transcript is spliced from 5 exons. Gene Ontology annotation, molecular function: extracellular matrix structural constituent.
AUGGUGUAUCCCCCCCGGAUGGGCGGCGAAGGGCAGGCAGCCAUGCCGCGGGGGACCCUGGCCCUGCUCGGGUUCUUGCUGGGCGCCGUGUCCCCGGCAGAAAGGUUUCACCUUCUCUUUACCUUUGCAGGAGACCUGUGCAACUGCAGCGCCGUGGGGAGCCUCAGCACGGCCGAAUGCGACGGCGUGACGGGGCAGUGCCACUGCCUGGAAGGUUACGCGGGGCUGCGGUGCGAGCGCUGUGCCCGGGGCUUCUACGCGGAGCAGAGCAGCCGGCGGUGCCGUCCCUGCGGCUGCAGCCCCCCCGGCUCCGGCAGCCCCCAGUGCGAUGACUCUGGGAAAUGCCAGUGUAAAGUUGGUGUCACGGGCCUGAAGUGUGACCAGUGCAGUGAUGGAUACUACAGGUUUAACGAAACCACCUGCGAGCCGUGCCAGUGCAACAACCGCUCCAAAACCUGCAACAGCUCAACAGGCACCUGCCUCCACUGCCAGGAAAACACCGAGGGAGACCACUGCCAGCUCUGCAAGGAGGGCUUCUACAGGAGCACCCAUCCUGCCCACGCCUGCCAUCACUGCCCGUGCUCCACCGUGGCAUCGACCGGCACCUGCCGAAUACAUCCUGGUGAAACUGCCCCAAGAUGUGACAAAUGCCGAACCGGGUACACCGGCCCGAACUGCAACCGGUGUGACAACGGCUACUACAACUCCGACAGCAUCUGCGUAAGAUGUAAAUGCAACGGGAACGUGGACCCAGCGCGGUCGCCCAGCGUGUGCGACCCGGACAGCGGGGAGUGCGUGGGCUGCCUGUACCACACCGCUGGCUUUCAUUGCGAGGAGUGCGAGGACGGCUACGUCCGAGACCCCGAGGGGACCAACUGCACCAAGAAAGAAGCCACUCUUGGCCCAGAAACAAGGGAGUUUACAACUUCUGCUCCAAAUGCCAGCAAGGCAACAUCAUUUUCAACGGCAGUGAUAAACAGUACGUUGUCACCGACAACUAUACAGACUAUAUUUCCUAUAAGUUCCUCUGACAAUAGUACCUCUGCUUUCGCAGAUGUCUCAUGGACUCAGUUUAACAUAAUUAUUUUGACAGUUAUCAUCAUUGUUGUGGUCCUACUAAUGGGCUUUGUGGGUGCUGUCUACAUGUACCGUGAGUAUCAAAACAGAAAACUUAACGCUCCUUUUUGGACCAUUGAACUCAAAGAGGACAACAUCAGUUUUAGCAGCUACCACGACAGCAUACCCAACGCCGAUGUUUCGGGGCUGCUGGAAGACGACGGGAAUGAGGUUGCACCGAAUGGACAGCUAACGCUGACGACUCCCAUGCAUAAUUAUAAAGCUUAGAAGAAGGGCUCCAGCUAUUCCAAAGUUGGCUUUAAAAAGUUACAGGGCUUGUUGAGGGGGUCUCAGGACCCGUGCCAAGGCUCCACGCAGAGGAAUUUGCUCUUC